AUGGAGAAGAUCAAGAACAUCAUCAACAACACGAGCAAGGACGAGCAGGAGAAGCAGUUCAGCACGCAGCCCAUCGACGACAAGAAGGAGGGCGCCAGCAGCUUCGACCCCAAGACGGCCGCCCACCAGGCGGCGCCCGGCCCCGCAGUGCCCAAGGACUUUAGCGCCCAGGAGGAGGGCACCAAGGAGGAGCGCCGCGCCAAGGCCGCCGAGCUGAACAAGUAA
Molecule: messenger RNA, 225 nt
Organism: Verticillium nonalfalfae
Lineage: Eukaryota; Fungi; Ascomycota; Sordariomycetes; Glomerellales; Plectosphaerellaceae
Exons: 2
Coding region: 1-225 (74 amino acids)
Source: RefSeq, a predicted model, not a curated record